Molecule: messenger RNA, 1013 nt
Organism: Apis dorsata (giant honeybee)
Lineage: Eukaryota; Metazoa; Arthropoda; Insecta; Hymenoptera; Apidae
Product: c-Myc-binding protein
Exons: 3
Coding region: 418-699 (93 amino acids)
Biological process (GO): regulation of DNA-templated transcription
Cellular component (GO): nucleus
Molecular function (GO): transcription coactivator activity
Source: RefSeq, a predicted model, not a curated record
GAAAUUAUAGAAUGGCAUCAGAUAUAGGUCCAAACUGAAUACUUUUUUGAUUAUAGUGUUUCCGAUCGAAAUAAAUUGUGACAUUCGAAGUUUAUUAUUGAAAGCACACAAGUUUCGUAAAUUGUAUUUGUGAAACGAAGUGAAAAAGAAAGAGAAAGUAAUUUCUACUGUUACUAUAUAUUGAAUUCACUUCUCAAAAUGGUAAAUGAUGAUUUUUUUUAAUUAAAAAUUGUUUCGUACAUUCAUUGUUUUGAAAAUCGCGUAUAUCAUAUAGCAUUUGUUCUGAAUGAGCAUCAUAAAGGCUUGUAUCUGUUCCGUAUUGUGUGAUUUAUCAAACACGUGUUGUCGGAAAUUCUUUGAACUAUUUGCUAAAAUAGUAUUUUCCAAGUAUUGUUGUAAUAAUUUGUGGUAAUAAAAAUGUCGAAUUUCAAGCCACCUGAUUCUAAAAGAGAAGAAUUUAGAAAAUAUCUGGAAAGAGCAGGAGUGAUGGAUGCUCUUACGAAAGUACUUGUGUCUUUAUAUGAAGAACCAGAAAAACCAGAUGAUGCUUUAGAAUAUAUUCGUCUAAAUCUAGGAGGCAUCACAGAAGUUGAUGUGGAAGUACAAACAUUAAAAAAAGAAUUAGAAGAAGCUAAAGCCAAAAUCAAUGAGUUAAAGACAAAAUUGGUGAAAUAUGAAGCAGAUGAAGGAACAGAUUAAUUCACGAAGAUUUAGUUAUAAUAGGAUACUAGUCCCUGCUGGACACUGAUUUUUACAGAAAGUCAGAUCGACUAUGUGCCUUAAAAAUAGAUAUAGCAAAUCACUUUCUGAUACAGUUUAAAACAUAAGAUAAAUUAAGUUUCAUGCAAAUUCCAUUAGUUAUAAGCCUAUUUCUUAUCAUGUUCACAAAAGUAUAGAUGAUACUUUUUAUAUUUGUUUUUUAACAAAAUUAUAUGUGUUUAUAACAUAAGAUCUAGUUUGUAAUUAAAGUAUACAAACAGGAUGAUAAAUUAGAAAGUAAAAAUCAAAUUAAA